ACCGUUUCCCCUGAGCACCAGCCCCCCCGCGCAAAAGCAAAAACGCCAGGAGCGACGAGGCUGCAGCUCUCCCGGGGCCUGCGGGACGUGCCCAGCUGCCCAUGCGCUGGGAAGGAGCCGUGAGAGGGAGAGAAACUGAUCCCAGGAGCAUCUGAAGUUCGUGGUCUCGAGGAAGGUGGCGUAACUUCAGCGAAAAGCUUUGCCGUUCCGUGCGUUGACGUGCAAACAAAACGAUUUCUUGCUGCAGGACCCGAGCAAGACCCGAGCCAGGGCGUCCCACGAGCACUCCGAGGACUCCUGCAGCCAGCUUUGCCGAUCGGUCCUCCAUGGCGAGAAUCCCAGCUCCCACCACUCUGGCCAUUUUCCUGACUUGCCUCUUCUCCGGGGCACGCAGCCAGACCCCAAGGGCUUUCCAGGAGAGCACCGUCCCCUUUGAGGUGCUCAGCCAGGAGCAGGCUUACAGCCUGGUCCAGCCAAGCCUGGUCCGGGAUGCCAAGCUGUCAAACCACUCGGACAACCCCGCCAGGAGCACCAGCUCCGAGCCCCCCCUGCUCCCCGUGUGCCUGAAGCCUGCAGAUAUCAGACACGUCUUCAAGUACAUCAACACCAUCGUGUCCUGCACCAUCUUCAUAGUAGGGAUCAUCGGGAACUCCACGCUCCUGAGGAUCAUUUACAAGAACAAGUGCAUGAGGAAUGGGCCAAACGUCCUCAUCGCUAGCUUGGCGCUCGGAGACCUUCUCUACAUUCUCAUUGCUCUGCCCGUCAACGUAUAUAAGCUCCUGGCAAAGGACUGGCCCUUUGGCGUGCAGGUGUGCAAGCUGGUCCCCUUCAUCCAGAAGGCUUCAGUGGGCAUCACGGUCCUCAGCCUUUGUGCUCUCAGCAUCGACAGGUACCGAGCAGUGGCGUCCUGGAGCCGGAUCCAGGGGAUAGGAAUCCCCAUGUGGAAGGCAGUGGAGGUGAUGCUGAUCUGGGUGGUGGCGAUUGUGCUCGCCGUCCCCGAAGCUGUCGCCUUCGACAUGGUGGAGCUCAGCUACUGGGAGCGGCACCUGUGGGUCUGCAUGCUUGCCUCCGAACAGAAAUCCAGCUUCAUGAUGUUCUACCGUGACGUGAAGGACUGGUGGCUUUUCGGCUUCUAUUUCUGCCUCCCCUUGGUAUGCACUGGCAUCUUCUACACCCUCAUGUCCUGCGAGAUGUUGAGCAAGAGAAAUGGCAUGAGAAUCGCUCUGAAUGACCACAUGAAACGGCGCCGGGAGGUGGCCAAGACCGUGUUCUGCCUCGUGGUGGUUUUUGCGCUCUGCUGGCUGCCGCUCCACCUCAGCCGCAUCCUCAAAAAGACCAUCUAUGACCAGACGGACCCCAACAGAUGUGAACUGCUCAGUUUCCUCCUAGUGAUGGAUUACUUCGGGAUCAACAUGGCCUCCCUCAACUCCUGCAUCAACCCUGUGGCUCUCUACUUCGUCAGCCGGAAAUUCAAGAACUGCUUCCAGUCCUGCCUGUGCUGCUGGUGCCAGAGACCGGCUCUGAGCAUCACGCCAACGGAUGAGAAGGGCUCUGUUGGGAAGUGGAAAGCCAACGGGCAGGAGCUUGGGUUGGACCGGAGCAGCUCCCGUUUGAGUAACAAGUACAGCUCUUCCUAAAGCCAUGCCACGGCGGGGCCGAGAGGAGAAGACGCUGUGCCAAGGCGGCAGGACCCCCCCGUUUCUCUCGCCCGGCCGUUGCCUGGCUGGGCCUGAAUCGUUUUUUUUUUUUUUUUUUGCCUUCGUGUCGUAACCCACCUGGGAGGAGCUGCAGCACAUCACAGCCCCCCGGGGACUAGCUCUGAACACAGCCUCUGAACCACGCCGGUCGUCCUCUGGAGGAGGGGGGAGUCAGAUCCUUGCAGGAUUUUUCAUUUCCUCACGGGAAACCCAAGCGACUUACAGCUGUUUGUCUCAGGUGGAGACGUGGGGCGGGGAGAUGUGUGUGAAAAGGGAGGGAAGCUUCGAGAUGGAUGUGGGAUGAGGAGGAGAGGGAGAGGACCGCGAGCGACAAUUUCCAGCUGAAAAAGCCGAAGAAAAGCUUCGGUGACGUCCCUUAUGACCUCCCCCUGUUGCUGGGACAGUUUGUCCCUGGGCAGAGAGCCGGGAUAAGAUCCAGGCACCGUGUAUGGCUGGUAGAGAAUCGAUGGUGUGAAAUUUCUUCCUGUUCCUGGUAGGGAGAGAUGGGUGGUAACCUGGCUUCCUUACGUCACCAACCUGACCAGGGGAGCCCUAAAAGCCCCCCUCCCCCUUCACCUCUUCCUGGGAAAUCUGCCCCAGGCUCCCCACCCAGGGAUGAUGCUCACCCCACCCGCGUACGGCGCAAGAACCGUGACUGUGUGUGACGGCACAGCUUAGGGGACCAGAUAUCCUUGGCAGGAACUAGUGGCAGCAUCCAGCCAAACCAUCAGCUCCAGCUUCCCCCUCCCCAAGGGACAGGGCCAGCCAGGUGAGCUCCCGGCUAGUAGCCCGGGGGGCUGUUGCCAGCCCGAGGGGCUGUCCUCCCAGGGAAGAGUUUGUAAGCCCAGGAAAGGGAAAGCAGAGAUGGCUCAAAUCCGGAUGGGACCAAGGAACCAGCCCUCGCUUUUCCAACCUGGAAGCAGCUGAUUCUCCACCUGACGUGGGAUGCAAAGGAGAGGAUCCGGGAGAUGUGCUCUUCCAGAAGAGCAUCCAGCCUUGGUCCGUGGUCUUUUGCAGCUGGCAGGGCCACGGCCCCCUUCAGCUGUGGGCUCCUGGGCGGGGGGAUCGCCUGCCAGACCACAGCUCGGAAGGGAAAAGAGGGCUGCCCUGCCUUUCGAUGCCCGCCGCUGAGCUUCCCCUUCCCACGGAGGCUGAGCACCGACGGCGCAGCAGGGCUGGACCCACGCGUGCCCCGGCCACGGCCCCGUGACACCAAGGCUUGUGGCGUUUUAAGGGGGACGGAGAUGCUCAUCCUCGUGGUCAAACCAAGGUGGGAAAGGCAACGGGGAAAGGUCUGACCUCAGCAGAAAGAGCCGCUGGAGCUAACCGAAAUACGGCAAAGAGCUUUCACAAAUUUACUCUUUAAAGUAAUUAAUCCCCGAGGGCUUCUCCAGCAUGUUUUUCUAAAAAAUCAUGCUUGCCUCUCUCGCCAAAACUUUAAGAAAACCUAGAUGAAAAAGUUUUAGUUAAUAAGUUUUUGAUUAUUUUUCUGUUGUUUUUUUCUUCUCUCUCUUUCUUUCUU
Tyto alba (common barn owl) is the source of this 3219-nucleotide messenger RNA. RefSeq names its product endothelin receptor type B. The record is from RefSeq and is a predicted model, not a curated record. Gene Ontology annotation, cellular component: membrane. Lineage: Eukaryota; Metazoa; Chordata; Aves; Strigiformes; Tytonidae. Gene Ontology annotation, molecular function: endothelin receptor activity. Gene Ontology annotation, biological process: G protein-coupled receptor signaling pathway; regulation of blood pressure; enteric nervous system development. The coding region runs from base 327 to 1637 and encodes 436 amino acids. The transcript has 8 exons.